AUGAAUACUGCAACAACAACUCCUAUAAAUAGUGGAGUUGGUGGUGGGAGCAGUGGCGGUGGAGGUGGUGGUGGCAGUGGUAGUGGUGGUGGUGGUGGUGGUGGGCCAUGUGGUGCUUGUAAAUUCUUGAGGAGGAAGUGUGUGCCAGGGUGUAUAUUUGCACCUUAUUUUGACUCAGAGCAAGGUGCAGCACAUUUUGCAGCGGUGCAUAAGGUUUUUGGUGCAAGUAAUGUGUCAAAGCUUUUAUUACACAUUCCUAUCCAUAAAAGACUCGAUGCUGUGGUCACAAUUUGUUAUGAGGCUCAAGCUCGGUUAAGAGAUCCAAUCUAUGGCUGUGUUGCUCACAUAUUCGCUCUUCAACAACAGGUGGUAAAUCUACAAGCAGAACUCUCAUACUUGCAAGCCCAUCUAGCAGCAUUGGAGGUUCCAUCGCCACCUCCUCCACCACCACCAACACUAGCGACACCGCCUCCACUCUCAAUAGCCGACCUCCCAUCAGCUUCUUCAAUUCCUGCCGCGUACGAUUUAUCAUCUCUUUUUGAUCCAAUGGUGCAACCCUCAUGGUCCAUGCAGCAGCGGCAAAUGGAUCCCCGUCAGUUUGGAGGCAGUGGCGGCUCAUCAGGAACUAGUGGUGGUGAUCUACAAUCAUUGGCGCGUGAACUCCUCCAUAGACGAGGAUCUCCACCACCAGGGUCCAUGCCAUGUAGUGACGUAUUAGCAUCAUCAUCUAUCUCUAAAAGAGACUGA
This is a messenger RNA of Dovyalis caffra, 747 nucleotides long. The record is from the annotation of a GenBank genome assembly. Lineage: Eukaryota; Viridiplantae; Streptophyta; Magnoliopsida; Malpighiales; Salicaceae.